Messenger RNA from Saccharomycopsis crataegensis, 2607 nucleotides. RefSeq names its product RSC subunit protein. Lineage: Eukaryota; Fungi; Ascomycota; Saccharomycetes; Ascoideales; Saccharomycopsidaceae. Gene Ontology annotation, biological process: transcription elongation by RNA polymerase II; chromatin remodeling. Gene Ontology annotation, cellular component: RSC-type complex. The record is from RefSeq and is a predicted model, not a curated record. Bases 1 to 2607 code for a protein of 868 amino acids. The transcript has a single exon. Gene Ontology annotation, molecular function: chromatin binding; protein binding.
AUGGCCAAACCAGUUGGCACUCCUUUUGAGGCGCCUAUAACGACGCUUCUAAUCAGUUUGCUUGAUGGCAUUGCCGAACUCAAAUACCAAGGCGAGGACAUUGCCUAUGUUUUCAAGACUUUGCCAGAUCGCAAAACCCCAGAAUAUUACAAAAUCAUCCAAAAUCCAAUCUCGUUAACUAUUAUGAAGACCAACUUGAGAAAGGGGAGAUAUCCACACCCAAAUGAUUUCAUCAGGGAUUUGGCCCAGCUUGUAUGGAAUGCCAAAACGUAUAACGUCAAAGACAGUCAGGUUUAUAAUUAUGCCAACGUCAUUGAACAAUAUAUCAAGAACAAAAUUAUCCCAAGAAUGCACACUGAUCCUAAGUUUGAAAAAUAUGCUCCAUUGAUUCCUUAUCCUGAUUUGGGUCCGCUUCCUGAGGAUUUACCAGAAGGCCAAACUUACACUCAACCAAAGAGACCUCCUCCACUUCUUUCACAACAGCCGGUAGUUACUCAACCUUCUCAAACACCACAAAUGACAAUGGCACCAAAUGUGACGAUACCUCAACAAGCUACAGUGGGUAUGCAUUCGCCUUCCAUCACGAACUACGGUAAUACCCCUGUAAUUAGUCCGCAUCAAUCAUCAGUCGCUUAUACAACGAAACAUGGCAGUUUAACUCCUCAGCCUCCUAAUGGAUAUAAUCCAGAUUUGACUUAUGAUGCCUGGUGUAAGAGAGGCAGACCUCCAAUUAUUGAUCGUCCAUACGAACAAAGAAUUAAAAAUAUAAUGAGACUGUUGAAAAAAGUGAGGAAUGAACGUGGCGAUUUUGUCCAUCUUUAUUUCGAUAGAUUACCAGAUUCAAAAGAAUAUCCAGAAUAUUACCAGGUGAUUACCAAACCAAUUUCUUUGGAUGUCAUGAAAAUCAAAAUUCGUCAAAGAAGUUAUGCCAAUGUCGAGCAAUUUGUUGAUGAUUUAAACACAAUGUUCGCCAAUUCAAAGACUUAUAACAGUCCGGGCUCCAAGAUUGUUAACGACACUUAUUUAUUGGAAAUGAGGGCACAAGAGUACAUUAAAGAGGAAACCAGCAAGCCUGACAAUGCGUUUAUGUCAAGUGAUGGCUCUCACUCUUUGAAGAUUCCUGUAGAUCAUGUGGAUGUCAAUGGGAAAACUUAUAAAAUUGGGGACUGGAUUUUGGUGCGUAAUCCGAAUGAUGAAAACAAACCUAUUGUGGCACAGUUAUUCAGAAUGUGGGAAACUCAAGAUGGAAAGCGUUGGAUAAAUGUUUGUUGGUAUUACCGUCCAGAACAAACAGUUCAUAGAGUGGAUCGUUUAUUCUAUCCUAAUGAAGUUUGUAAAAGUGGUCAGUACAGAGACCAUUCUGCAGAAGAAAUUGUUGGCAAAUGUUAUGUGGCUUAUUUUACCAGAUAUCAAAGAGGGGACCCAGGUGUCCAAUUCGAAGGUCCAUUAUUUGUUUGCGAAUUCCGUUAUAACGAUACUGAUAAAGGGUUUAAUAAAAUCAGAACUUGGAAAGCAUGUUUACCGGAUGAGGUUCGUCAUAUUGAAGAUCCAAUCAUCCCGUUGAAGUCGCUUCGUGUGAUGCCGAAGAUUGAAAGUCCCUUGAAACAUUUGUUACCUCCAAACGCAAAUUAUAAUGACCCUAUUCCUGAUCCUGCAUUGGGUCAUCCUAAUGCUCCACCAUUAAUUGGUGCGGUUUAUAAGAGACCACCUGACCCAAAAGAUGAUUUGGGCCAAUACUCUACUUCGAUGAAUCCGAACAAAAACAAUAUCCCAAAGAACAUCAGUAAUGUCAAAAACGUCACCAAUAUUCCAUUGCCUCAAAACGCUGCUGGAAUGAAUGGUGGUGUUGUGUCAAUGAAUUCAAGUUAUAUCCCAGGAAAAAUGGCACCAAUCCCUGGUUUCACUGGUAUGCCAAUGAACGGUGCUCAAUCAUAUUUACCAUCUCCGCCUCCUGGGGGAGUAAUUUCUAACCAAGUACCAUUUUCUCCUCCGGUACCGGUUCAUCAUGCUAAUUCUAGUUACAUCACCUUGAACUCGAACUUCUCUUACACGUUACCGGCAAAUAUUGAUUUGGAAUUGGAAGAGUACAAUUAUAUGAGAAUGGAUGAUUUCAAUUACCGUAGAAGGUUUGGUCCAAUGAAUAGAGACCUUGCGGUGGCCACGGCUAACGAAUUGCCAGUGAAAACUGAAGAUGAUCCCGAAGUCAAUGGGGAAAAUCAACUCACAGAGAAUGGUAAGCCUCCAUUACCAAUUGUUUGGUUCACUUCCCCACCGGUAUUUGUGUCGUCUAAGAUUCAAUCCACCAAUUUAUUGACCCUCAGUAACCUUGUGCAACAGUCAAGAAAGCGGGUUUUCCCACAAGAAGAGAAUGAAGAAGAUGAUCAAGGAAAUGGGGAGUUGAGUCCAAAAAGGGCAAGAGACAAAAGAGCAGCGGCCAAGACUAAUGCAGCCAUGGGCAAAGACCACAAUCAUGGUAGCGUAAAUGAUGAAGAGGUGAUAGAUGGGCCAGGGUUUGGUUUUGCAGGUAUAGGUGGUAUCAAUCAUACUGCUAAAUAUUUAAGUUGGAAAUUUGCAAAGAAUAAUAAGUUGGAUCAAGUACAGUUUUGA